AUGGCAGAACCAGCGACAGACACGCCUAGCAUCUCCACCCGCCGCCAAAAUGCUCUCGCCGAGCUCCAAUUCGCCUCCAUCAUCGACGAUGACCUCACACCGUCCGAGGACGAGACAGCGGAAGAGCGGGUCCUAGAGCUGGAGACUGCGCAAUCGGCCAUAGGCGUCAGCAUAGGACGACAGCAGACACGUCUCACGUCGCCAAAGACACCGGCUGCGGAGAAAGCUGCCGCCCUCGACGCGACUGAAGACGGGGCCUUUUUCGAGGGCUGGCAGGAAGCUGCCGAAGCUUCGCCCGAGCGAAAGCCAGCGUCGCCAGAACCACUGGCAACGCCUCGAAAAGACGACCCGAAACCCGAUAUCCGACCAAAACGUGCCCAGACGGCGAGCAACGACGAGCAUGAGCGACGCGCCGACCCGUCACUGCGCCUUCCUUCACCAUGGCGAGCUGGCCCGAAGACGUUUCAGAAAGAGAAGCAGAGCGACCAUCGCUCCAUGCUGCGUCAACACCUACAGAAUGGACGAAGGCGGUCAUCUUCCGGCGGCUCCAUGAGCGAGACGAUGCGCAAAUACAUACCCUUCAACCUGCCGACCUCCCUCCCCAAGUCCUACAAAGACCUCCACUUUUCGCUACCGACCUUUUCGUCGGCAUCCCUGGAGACUGCGCCGAAGCCUUUCAAUCGACGGAGGCGGGACACCGUCUCCAAUCUUCCGCGACCCCAGAAUAUACCCCAACACGAUGGCAGCCAUGAGGCCAAGUCUGAAGAGUCUACGAGCACAUCAAGGGAUGAUCCAGCCGCCUCGCCGCAGGCCAACACGGAUCCGAUUGCACAGCGCGAGUUUAGCGACAGCAGCACCUCUACACUCGCCCCUCCACCACCAGACCAGGGACAAGGCGAACGACCGCAACCCAGACUGCGCCGGUCCAAUUCAGAAGCGUCUUUGCUCUUGUACCGCACGAGAUCCCUUGCGUCUUCCCUGGGCGAUGAUUCGCGCUUCGAGAGUGUGCACGAGCAGGUAAACAGUAGGCUCAAGGCCCUCAGGGACACCUGGCAAGACUCGAAUUUCAAACUUCCCAGCCCUUCGUUCCCCAAGUUUGACCUGGCCUCAAGUACCGAGUUGUUUCGGAGCUGUAACUCCAGCACCAUAUCCAAGACACGCGAUGUCGAAGAGGGCCCUGUGCGUCGAGCGACGGUUCGCGGAAACAGUUCUGGGACAACGCAUCGCGACUCCAAGGGAAGAAAACGAUCGCUGCCCGUUAACGGUGAAAUCGACCCCGAAACCCAUCCUAAUUUUGCAAGGGCCUUGCAGGAGCUUGAGGGCGAUCUGGUGAUAAUGGGAGGGUACCGCGGCUCCAUCUUGCGCUCUGCGGAGCCUCCUCAUCGUCAGCUGUGGGUACCCAUCAAGGUUGGGUUGAAUCUGCGGAAAGUCGAUCUUGAGGUACCCCUUGACCCCGAUGCCGACGAACGGAUGGAGGAGACCAUUAUCCCAAGCGGCAUGCUGACCCACAUUGGCCCUGUCGACAUUGCAAAGCGUCUUUUCAAGCGAUUGAGGGCGAGCGACAAUGCCAGAGAAGGAAAGCUGAGAGUGCACAACUAUGGGUACGAUUGGCGGCUCUCACCGCAUUUCCUGAGUCGGCGGUUGAUACAGUUUCUGGAAUCGUUGCCCUGCAACCAGCCAGGCGUGCCUCGGGAGAAGCGUGGCGCUACAGUCAUUGCACAUUCGCUAGGCGGCCUGAUUGUCCGCCAUGCCAUCAACCAGCGUCCAGACCUUGUCGCUGGCGUCGUAUAUGCUGGUGUACCGCAGCGGUGCGUCAAUAUUCUCGGGCCUUUCCGCAACGGCGACGACGUCCUCUUGUCCUCGCGCGUCUUGACUGCCCAAGUAAACUUUACCAUCCGUACUUCUUUCGCGCUGCUACCCCUCGAUGGAAAGUGUUUUAUCAACAAGUACACCAAAGAGGAAUAUCCCGUGGAUUUCUUCGACGUCAACACCUGGAAAGAAUGCCGCCUAUCCCCUUGCAUAGCGGCGCCCCUUCCCCGCCCUGAGCUACCAAAGGACAACACCUUUAGCAUUAAUGGACUAAUGAGUGCCGUUACAAACGCACUGCCGACAUUCCCCGCCCGGAAAAACAGUUCUACAAAGGAUCCAGCCGAGCUCGCACGCAACGCUGCGAACAACAUUACAGAAGGCGGCGCCGAGCAAGCAGGCAUGGGCCCGCAAAUGGGGCAUGAGUAUGGCGUAGAAACAUCGAAAGAGCCCAACCCUGCCACCCAUGUUACAAUCCCUUAUGACAAGGCCAUUGAAUACCUCACACGCACGUUGGCGGAAGUCAAAGCCUUCAAACAAGAACUUGACCAUCGGCCCGAACACGCUGCUGCGAACGUAUAUCCGCCCAUUGCUCUGAUAUACGGAAAGUCCAUUCCCACCGUGUAUGGUGCAAAAGUAGAGAGCAAAGAGGCCAUCAAGCGUGCAGACGUGUACGACGAGCUUGCGUUUGCGAGUGGGGACGGCGUGGUAUUAGCACGUGCAGCCAUGGUCCCUACGGGUUACAGCGUGGUCAAAGGAGGAGUGGUUUCGAGUGACCGAGGACACGUCACUCUGCUGGGUGACUUGGAGGCUGUCGGAAGGUGUCUAUGCGCUGUUGUCAAAGCAAGGAAGCGCGGAGUAGGAUUGGGACCAAAGUCCGAUGAUUAG
Exserohilum turcica Et28A is the source of this 2694-nucleotide messenger RNA. RefSeq lists its product as uncharacterized. NCBI's taxonomy places the organism in Eukaryota, Fungi, Ascomycota, Dothideomycetes, Pleosporales, Pleosporaceae. The record is from RefSeq and is a predicted model, not a curated record. The coding region runs from base 1 to 2694 and encodes 897 amino acids. The transcript has a single exon. Gene Ontology annotation, molecular function: triacylglycerol lipase activity.